AUGUUUAUACCGGGUACUCAUAAUUCGGGUACUGUUGUUAAAAAAACAAAAUCAAAAUUUAAUCUCAGUCAUUUGGAUAAUUUAAUACUCACUCAAGAUGAAAGCAUAUGGAAUCAACUCGUUUAUGGUAUAAGAUUUUUAGAUUUUAGAAUUGGUUAUUAUCCACAGGAAAAGGAUCCGGAUAUGAGGUUUUGGAUAAAUCACGACAUGUUAAGAAUUCAACCGCUUUUACCCGUUUUAAAAAAUGUCGUCCAAUUUAUAAAACGUUCACCGGAUGAAAUAAUAAUAUUAGAUUUUCAUAGAUUUCCGGCUGGUUUUAAAAAUAAAAAUUCUAGAUUAAUUCACAUGGAAUUAAUAAAUUCAAUCGAAAAAGUAUUAAAAAAUUUAACCGUACCACGACCUCCGAGUCAAACAAAACUUAAAUUGGAAAAUAUUUGGAAAAGUGAUAAAAGACUCAUUGUCAGUUACAGCGAAGAUAAUUUUGUUUGGGAGACUCCUUGGUUGUGGAGUAGCGUUUCUCAAAGAUGGGGUAACAAAAGAACGCCGUCAACAUUGGAAAAAUUUUUAGAUAAUACAUUUAGAGAUGUAGCACCGAGAAAAUUAUGGGCAGCCAUGGCUGAAUUAACACCGACUCCAUUAGAUUUUUUAGGAAGUGGAUCUCUGAGAUCAAUGGCGAAUAGCGUUAACGGAUUAUUAAGUACUUGGUUUAUUGAAAAAAAAAAUUGGACGAGUAGAGCUAAUAUCGUUGCACCGGAUUUUUUCCUUGGUGUGUGGUAA
This is a messenger RNA of Pediculus humanus corporis (human body louse), 777 nucleotides long. RefSeq names its product Variant-surface-glycoprotein phospholipase C, putative. The transcript has 4 exons. Bases 1 to 777 code for a protein of 258 amino acids. NCBI's taxonomy places the organism in Eukaryota, Metazoa, Arthropoda, Insecta, Psocodea, Pediculidae. Gene Ontology annotation, molecular function: phosphoric diester hydrolase activity. The record is from RefSeq and is a predicted model, not a curated record. Gene Ontology annotation, biological process: lipid metabolic process.